Molecule: messenger RNA, 3912 nt
Organism: Mobula hypostoma (lesser devil ray)
Lineage: Eukaryota; Metazoa; Chordata; Chondrichthyes; Myliobatiformes; Myliobatidae
Gene: rnf4
Product: ring finger protein 4
Exons: 8
Coding region: 335-2866 (843 amino acids)
Biological process (GO): positive regulation of transcription by RNA polymerase II
Molecular function (GO): zinc ion binding; transcription factor binding
Source: RefSeq, a predicted model, not a curated record
CCGUCAUUCCCUCGGACUGCUGUGGAAGAACGGUUUCCUCUUUAUCCGAAUGCAUGUCUCCCCAUUUCCUGUCCUGCUGCGCAUCGUUCUGGUAGAUUGCCUCUUCUAAAGCCUUUCCAGUUUUACCAAAAUACUGAAUUUCACCUGACAGAGCAAAAGGACAUUUUGAUGCUUAACAUAAAUUAAGGAAACCUGGAUCCGUUUUAUCUACAGACAGAAGAAAUGUGGCUAACCAGAAGUUAAGCGUUGUGUUGGAAGGCAUCCCUGGACCAUAACUGAUGAAAAGCUUUUAAAAUCAUCUCAACCUCUGUCUUAAUUAAAAUUUCAAAACACAAUGAGCACAGCUCCCAGGAAACGCAGGAUGAUGCCUUCUCAGCAGUCCCGAAGAGUACGCCGCCGUCACAGAUUGGCAGAACCAGAUGAGCCACAAGCUGACAUCAUCGAGACUGGUGGUGAGGUAGUUGACCUAACCUGUGAAUCCUCUGAACCUGUGGUUGUUGAUCUCACCAACAAUGAUUCUGUUGAGAUUGUAGAUGAAGAUCUGUCUUCUCCAGUCAAUCAGCCAAGCUCAGCUGAAGAGCAGGCAGACAGGAUGCAGUCAGACAGUUGUAUUCUCUGCAGUGAUGAGGAAGAUGGCAGGCCAGAUGGGAGCAGCAGCCUCUCGAUAACAAGUGCAGCCAGUGUAACUCAGGGAACUUCUCUUCAUCCUGCCUUGAGAUCUGAUAGGUUCGUUCACCGCAGGUCUUCCUCAGGGACUAUUAGCUGUCCCAUUUGUAUGGACGGUUACAAAGAGGACAGUGGUCCCCAACCAUCGGGCUGCAAAACAUGUGCUACCGGGCCGCGAGGAAACGAUAGGAUUUGGCGAUAUGAAGCGAUAUGGGUCAGCUACACCUCUCCUCAUUCCCUGUCACGCCCACUGUUGAGCUUGAACGCACACAAGGUCAUUACGCACGCGAGGUCAUUACCCACGCGGUCAUCAGUCAGUAUGAGUAAAGAACAAAUGUCGCUUGAGAGUUUCUUUGGAAGAGGACAUAAAAGGCCUAACGAUGAUGAUAACACAGAGACAGCUGAGGUAGAGACUGCAAAAAAAAAGAAAGCUUCCUUCAACAGACAAUACAAUGAGUCGUACAUAAAAUAUGGCUUUAUUGCGUCCGGUGACUCUCAUGCUCCAAGCCCCCUGUGUGUGAUAUGUGGAAACAAGCUGUCUAAUGAGGCAAUGAAGCCCUCAAAACUGCUUCGGCACCUUGAGACCAAGCACCCUUCACUUAAAGACAAACCCGUUGAGUUUUUUGAGCGGAAAAGACAUGAGCAAGUGGGACAGAAGCAAGUCCUGAGAACCACCACCUCCACAAAUGCUGCUGCUCUGAGAGCGUCGUACAUAGUGGCUGGCCUUAUUGCUAAGGCUAAUAAGCCUUUCACUGUUGGUGAGGAAUUGAUUCUGCCUGCUGCCAAGGACAUGUGCCGUGAACUGUUGGGAGAAGCUGCAUUUAACAAGAUGGCACAGGUUUCUCUUUCAGCUACCACAGUUUCAAGGAGAAUCGAUGACAUAGCGGAGGACAUCGAAGCACAGUUGUUUGAACGGCUUAACGAGUCACCAUGGUAUGCUAUCCAAGUCGAUGAGUCUACCGAUGUCGACAACAAGGCAAUACUGCUGGUUUAUGUGCGAUAUAUAUUUCAAGACGAUGUGCAGGAGGAUAUGUUGUGUGCACUGCCGCUGACAACUAACACAACUGGGGCAGAACUAUUCAAGUCUUUGAAUGACUACAUGUCAGGCAAACUGGACUGGUCAUUCUGUGUUGGAAUAUGCACAGACGGGGCUGCAGCUAUGACUGGACGGCUGUCUGGUUUCACUACCCGAGUCAAAGAGGUUGCUCCUGAAAGCCAGUCUACACACUGUGUCAUACACAGGGAAAUGCUGGCUAGCCGAAAAAUGUCACCUGAUCUUAACAGCGUAUUGAGUGAUGUUGUUGAUGUUAUCAAUCACAUCAAAGCAAAAGCCCUUAACUCACGUCUAUUUGAGCAGCUUUGCGAGGAAAUGGAUGCAGAGCACAAACGCGUUCUCUUACACACUGAAGUCAGGUGGCUAUCAAGGGGGAGAACCCUGGCCAGGGUUUUUGAGUUAAGAGAGCAGCUACAGAGAUUUCUUUCAGGAAAAAAGUCACCACUGGCAGCACACUUCAGUGAUGAGGAGUGGAUAGCAAAACUUGCUUAUCUGUGUGACAUCUUCAACCUGCUCAAUGAACUCAAUUUGUCACUUCAGGGGAGAAUGACAACUGUCUUCAAGUUGGCAGAUAAAGUGUCUGCUUUCAAAGCCAAACUGGAACUGUGGGGACGGCGAGUGGACAGGGGCAUAUUUGACAUGUUCCCAACAUUAGCUGGGGUUUUGGGAGAGACUGAGGCUGCACCGUCUUUCUCACAGCUGGUGCGCGAUCACCUAACUUCGCUGUCGACAGAAUUCGAGCGUUACUUCCCAACCGCAAAGGACCCAAGACGUGCAAAGGAAUGGGUCCGUGACCCAUUUGUGAAUGUUCCCGGUGAAUCAUCCAUGUCAGCGCGGGAAGAAGAUCAACUCCUCGAGCUUGCAAAUGACGAUGGGCUGAAAAGUAUGUUUGAUAUAACAUCUCUGCCGGCAUUCUGGAUCAAAGUCAAGGCUGAAUACCCUGAGAUAGCCACGAAAGCACUGAAAACGUUGCUUCCAUUUUCAACAUCAUAUCUCUGUGAAGCAGGAUUUUCUGCAGUAAAUGCAACGAAAACUAAAUUGCGGAAUAGACUGGACAUAAGGAACCCCUUUCGAAUAUCGCUGUCUCCCAUCACCCCUCGAUGGGACCGUCUUGUUGCAGGGAAACAAGCCCAGGGCUCCCACUGAUUCAGGAAUAUUGGUGUGUUGCAAUGACUUUAUAUGUUCAUACGGGGAAAAUAUGCGCUGUGUUUAAUAUCCAAACGUUACUUAAAAUGUUAUGAUGCUAUUGACUUAAAAGUGACUUAUAAUUGACUUAUCACUAUAUUCAUGGGAGGAAAAUAUGUGCUGUGUGUUUAAUAUUAAAUUCGUUAGAUAAACCCUUUUAAAAACGAAAUUGAGUGUAUUAUUAGCCACUUACAAGUGACUUAUAGUUUCACCUAUAUUCUGGUCAUGAUUAACACCCCCCAGUCGGCCGGUCUGCAAGAAUAUUGUCAAUAUUAAACCGGUCUGCGGUGCAAAAAAGGUUGGGGAUCCCUGUCUUAGGAUGUGAAAUUUCGAAGUAGUAGUACAGUGGAAAGACAAAAUUACAAAAGUGCGCCACAGUAACAUUGUGGUUAUUGUGAUGCUGUUACAGCUUUGUGCGAUGGAGUUUGGAUUUCAAUUCUGGCGACCUCUGUAAGAAGUUUGUGCAUCCUUCCCAUGACCGAGCGGGUUUCUUCCAGGUGCUCCGGUUUCCUUCCACAGACCAAAGAUGUAGUGGGUUGAUUGGUCAUAGUAAAUUCUCCUGUGAUUAGGCUGGUGUUAAAUAGGUGGGUUGCUGGGAGGUGCAGCUCAUUGAGCCAGAAGGUCCUGUUCUGCGUUGUAUCUCUAAAUAAUAAAUAAUUUUCAAAAUAAGUAAGGUCUCUGAGCCAAACGCAGGCAGAUAGGUCUGGCUUGCUGGACAGCAUGGAUGAGAUGGACUGAAGGGCAUGUUUCUGUACAGUGUGACUCUGAAACUCCAUAGUUUAAAAAAUGCUACAAUAAAUUAUUACCUCCAAAAGAUAGGAUGCUGAUAUAAAAUACUAAUUUAGAGAUGUUCUCUUUUACAUUUAAACUCCAGAAGAAUUUAAGUAUUUGGACAAAGAUUCAAAUUGAUCAAUAUCUGACUGAAUCGAAUGAAGAGUCUGACUUUCCCUUUGUAGUCUUUGAAAAGCACUUUGUAUUAUUACCGCUGUUAUAAUUUCAUUUCUCGG